Thermothielavioides terrestris NRRL 8126 is the source of this 853-nucleotide messenger RNA. RefSeq lists its product as uncharacterized. The record is from RefSeq and is a predicted model, not a curated record. The transcript has 2 exons. Lineage: Eukaryota; Fungi; Ascomycota; Sordariomycetes; Sordariales; Chaetomiaceae. The coding region runs from base 299 to 655 and encodes 118 amino acids.
CCCUGGCUACCACUCCAAUACCGCAGACACUCAUCUCGCUCGGCAUGCAGGGAGAGGGCAGGGAGAAUUCCCAGAUGAUCAGCCGCGGCACUCGAAGUUCGAAGGCUGAAGGAGGUGAAGGAAAAUGCAUAUAUAUUCGCCUCGACCUUCAACCCCAACAGCCUCUUCCCUCUCACCCAUCGACACCCACCACCACGUCUUCACACAUACACACAUCCAUUCAGCAACAAGCAACCUCCUGACCAACGCUCUACCAGCAGCAGCCCCAGAGAACGAAAGAAGAAAAAGAAAAGAAGAAAUGAAGCUCCUGUCCAUCCUCGCCCUCGCCGCCGCCGCCCUCGCGGCCGUGACCCCCAACAAGGCAGCGCCCGACGCAGCCGACGUCAACAACGCGGCCGGCGUCAGCAAGAUGGCCGACCAGGCCCAGAGCGCCGCCGGCGCCGGCGGCGCCCAGCAGCAGGGCUGGCACCCACACCCCCCGCCGCCGCCGUACUGCCAGCCCGGCAUGUACUCGUGCACGUGGGACAGGAGCGGCUGGCGCGUCUGUGACGUGUCCGGUACCUGGGUCUACGGCGGCGCCUGCCCGGCCGGCACCUCGUGCGAUUUCAACUACCAGAACGGUAGCCCCUACUGCGUCCCGCCCCCGUACUGGUAAGCGGCGCCGGCAAGGAGAACCUUACGGGUUCCCUUCCGCGAUCCGGUGAGCAGGGUGUUUGGAGAGAAGGGAUAAAUGGCGGACUGGCAAACGGCUGGGCGUUUUUUUUUUUUUUUUUCUUCCCUUGGAUACGGAAAGCAAGGAAUCACGCAAACAAGGGCUUUGGUUGAUAUGUUCUGUUGUCGUCGUCGUCGUCGU